AUGGCCAAAUCAGUAAUUCCACGUAGACCUAUUCUCGCUCAAGUAAUUUUCAUUGCGUGUAUAUCCCUCAGCAUUGCCGUUAUAUGUGGCAUCUUGGUCUUCUAUAUAAUACAUCUACUGGUGAAGUCAGAGGAAAGCCAGCAGCUUGCAAUGCUCUAUGAGAAUGUUGAGAUACCGUUCUUAGGCGAUGAAAAGGAGGGCUCUGAGGACGACUGCCUGGAGGAGUCUGCUUACCUGCUUCCAGAGAAUGAGAAGGAACUGGGAAAGUUCAUUGGUUCAGUUAUUAGAGCAAAGAGGAGGGAAAACAGUAUAAAGAAGAAACAGAGAGAACAGCAACAUUUACCCACGUCGAGCAUCGAGCAGGACGUGUACAGUGGAACAAUGGAAAGUCUGUGA
This is a messenger RNA of Perognathus longimembris pacificus (Pacific pocket mouse), 396 nucleotides long. It is a transcript of the gene C20H19orf18, whose product is annotated as chromosome 20 C19orf18 homolog. Bases 1 to 396 code for a protein of 131 amino acids. The transcript is spliced from 4 exons. Lineage: Eukaryota; Metazoa; Chordata; Mammalia; Rodentia; Heteromyidae. The record is from RefSeq and is a predicted model, not a curated record.